Phyllopteryx taeniolatus (common seadragon) is the source of this 4149-nucleotide messenger RNA. RefSeq lists its product as uncharacterized. The coding region runs from base 2951 to 4021 and encodes 356 amino acids. NCBI's taxonomy places the organism in Eukaryota, Metazoa, Chordata, Actinopteri, Syngnathiformes, Syngnathidae. The transcript has 2 exons. The record is from RefSeq and is a predicted model, not a curated record.
GAGUAGUUCACAAGGACUUUGUCUUUGGGCAGACUAACACCUCUGUGGCAGAGGACAGUUUGCAGAUCAUGGGAAUAAUUGUCACUGAAUUAGUGAACAAUGAUCACAAAGUUUUGAACAUUGACGAAAGCAAUGAAAGUAGAGCUGAGCCUGACACAAGUUUCCUCAGUGCAAGUAUAGAAAUGAACAAGAAGAGUGAAUGUUUGAUACAUAUUGGCACAACACAUGCAAAGCAAACUCAUCCUACAGAGAAGGAAAGUCCAAUUAAAGUUGGUAUGAAUAUUCAUCAUGAGGAAACCACAGAGAAAAGUGUCACUCAGAAUGUGAGUGAGAAAAUGGCCUCUCCCCUGCAGCAGUGCUCUAAUAUCAAAGCAGGACCACAAAGCAAAGUACAAGUCAAAGGACCCAUGGCUGGGAAAGAUGUGAACCCCACACUCACUUUAUAUUCUAUAAAUAAAGCACCAGCCGAAACUGAACUCCUUCACUAUAAACAAGACACAACAGCAGCAGAAAUGGACGCAGGAUGCACACUUGAAACCUCUGACCCAGCAAAGAACUGCUACAAUAAGGAUAUUCAAACUGAAGAAAUUACUCCACAAUUAAAACAAGUUGCAGCCAAAGUAAUAAACUCAGGGCUCAACUACAUCCAGGAUUCCGACAAAGUUGUUGCCGAAAUUCAAUCUGUCACAUCAUUCCUGGAAGAGGAUGUGACACCUGCCAUAAAUCCAUCUAAAAACAGCAAGAUAGAGGAUAAGCAUGCACCCCUGCUGGAAGAAAAUAUAAAUGACAGUACCAUCCCCCAUUUAAUCAAGACUGAAAGCAUGAAUGCAUCUCCAGAACACAAAGAGACACACAUAGGAGAAAUGAAUCAGCUGGAAGAUGUUCAUAUAGACAACAUUUUCAUCAGAGUUGUACCAGCAGCAAUAGAGAUAGCCAGUGUGGAGAAACGUCAGAGCACAACAUGCUCUGAUGUGGCACUGGUUGCAUUUGAGGAACAUCAACAUGGCGCAACAUCUAGUGUUAGUGAAAACAUGAGCGCAGCAAUCAAAGAUCAUAAAGCUAAACAUCAUGCUUCAAAAAGCUGUGAGGAGCAGAAAAAUGAGAAGUUAGAAGGCAAAUUAAGUGUCCAAGAUGUUUUAGCUAGUGUAAGAAAAUUGGCUGACUCAAUGAAAAUCGUGGAUCCACACAACAGCAGAAAUACAGCAAGAGAAGACAGGGAGACCGACAUAGCACAUGGGACUACAAUAUCAAAUAUACAAGGCAGUGAGGGAGACUACUUCCAAGUUCAAGGGAUACCUGAAGAACCAUUUAGAAAUAAUAACACACAGAGAGAUGUCUCAGAUGUUUCAAAGGAAAUUGAACAUUCUGACCGACCGUCGGAUCAGAGUAAGUCAGAAUCUUCCACCAGCAGUGUUCAAGAUGAGAGCAAGAGAACACGCACAAGGGGUGUAAUAGAUAAGAACUCUUUGAAACAAACUGAUCGUCCCUCAGAAUUGCAGAACUGUGAAACGAUGGUGGCUGCCCAAACGGUGGAUGUGAGAAAACAGCAGUCAGAAUUUAGAUCGGGUUUAUCAGUAAGAGACAGACAUAACUCGAAAACUUCACAGCCAACAAGGGAGGAACCAGAAGUGAAAUCAAAACCAAAGGACAGAGUGUCUACGAUUCCUGAGAUAUCAGCCCUUGCAGACUAUGCCAGAUUAAAAGUCAUUGUUUCAGAAGAUAGAGAAAACACAAUUCAGGAAUUCCCUCCUCACAAAAAAGAAGGAUUCUUUCCACUGAUACGGUCUCGUCAUACCAGACGCCCUUUGUUCUUUGCUGACCCACAAGAGCACUCUAUGAAAGAGAGAAGUGUGGCAAAAAAGACAGAAGCCAACACCAAAGUCAACAAAGAGCCCAAACCUGUUGUGUUUCCUAUUACUGAGAAAGAGUAUCAGCGAACAGGUAUGUUCAAACUGGGAGAGAAAGAAAAACGAGAGAAAAACACUUUUGAUGUCAAAGACCAUGAGCGAGUUCUGGAAAAACAGAUACAAGAGUUCGCCCAAAGAAAAACAACCCAUAAAGUUCACGUUAAAAAUGAGGUACACAGAGAAGAGGUCCCUAAGAUUGGUCAACAAAUAGUGAGUCAACAAAGUAAUACUCUUAUGCAAGCAGCAAUGUCAUCUUCCUCAAUCAGUAAACCAAGAGAAAGCCCUCAGUCACAACAACAAAAACUCCUUGACACUCCAAAUCCAGAUAAACAAAUGUCAGGAUUGAUCACAAUUAAUAAUUUAGUGCUCAUGGAUAAAGACUCUUACACAAAACCCACCCUGGAGCCAGUUUACAAAGAUGGGACUUCGAAAAUUAGAAACGUUAUAAAGAAAGACACAACAGGCGAAACAAAAUCAGAAAAAUCAAGAAAAGAAAAGCUUGAGACUUAUCAAGAAGAGACAAAAGCCAAGCUAGAGGGGAGUGCAAAACAACAGCAAGAAGGAGCUUCCAAGAGAAAGGAAGAAACAAUUGCAGAUGACACGAAAGCUAUGAUAGAGGAGAGGAGAGCUUUCAUAUCAGAAGAGAGAAAACAUGCACAAAGAGAAGCAGCACGUUGGGAAAAACUCAAAGAAACAGCACAAAGAAUGGAGGAGGAAAGAAAGGCAAAACAAAUAGAGGGCAGGGGAACAAAUCAAGCAAAUGAUGAAAGAAGGAUUGAAAGGGAAGGAGAAAACAGACAAAAAGCCCAAGAGGAAAGGGGAGGAAGCGUAUCGGUUGGGGAGAGGAGGAGACUGGAACAGAGGCAGGGAGAGAGAACUGCUCAGGAGGAAGAAAGGAUAAGAGCUGUGCUCAUGGAGGAGCAACGUCGACCCAAGAGGACUGAGGAGAGACUUGCGGAGGAAACAAGGAUAAAAACGAUUCAAGAGAUUCAAGAUAACCCGAGAGAGAGCAGAGGAGAGAAAAGCAGAAAAGAGUCGAACAGAUGACACACAAGAAAAAAGAGACAAGUCGUGCUGCUGAAAAACAGAACAUUAGUGCAAAACUAAGAGAGGAGCAGCGAGCUAAAGGUGAGAGGGUGAGUGCACCUGAAGAGCUGAUAAGAGACGAUGUUGCAGCUAAGAGGGAAGAAGAACAUUUAAGAGCUCAAAGAGAGAAUGCAUCAACGAAGGAGGAGCAGAAACGAGCAGCACUGUUGAUGGAUGCUCUUCAGUACUACACCAUCACCUCUACAGAUGAGAAACCCAAAGAAAGGCAAGCACACACCCUGCUACCUAUCCAACAAAGAAACAAUCCAUCUUUGCAAAGUGAAGACUCUGGAUCACACAAAAGGUUACACAGGCCUCAAGCUCCACCAUCUCCUGCUCCUUCUCUUCCACGCUCCAAUACUUCCUCCCCUGCUCUUGGAGGCAAACCAUUGAUGUUCAGAGUAAAGGAUAACACUAAAGGUUCUUCUCUCACCAAAUCAGUUAAACCACGCUUUCAUAAGAACUUUGCAGAAGAGUCCAGAGUGGGUUCCCCGAUGGAACGGAGAGCAGAGAGAAAAAAGGAUGAACAGGAGAUAAUAAGGUGUAACACCGGAACUCCCAUCAAUCCUGACGUUGUCACAGGAUCAACCCGACUUGCUCCUAUUAACGAAUCCUGUAUCUCUCAGCCCGUAUCUACAACACAAGAGUAUUCAGCUGCUCUUGCACAUCACAGGUCCUUCUCCCGGAGAAGCAAUGCUCUGGAUGAUGAUGACUCUCGAUCGGUCAUCAGUAACAUGUCCGAGGAGGUACAGAGUUUUGCUACGAGUGCAGCUGACGUGGCAGAUUUGAGAGGGCUGUAUGAUUACGAGAGGCCGGUAUCAGCCUGUAGCUUCAGCAGUGAUAUGUCCCGGUUAGGAAAACCUCCAGCUGUUCCCCCAAAGAGUGACAAAGCCUUGCGCAGGGCACAAAGACUCACUACUCAUAGGAUAAGGAAACAGGUGACACAAAGUGCAGCAACCAACCCUGCAGAGACACCACAACAGGAAGCCUCCAGUAGGCCUGCUGCUGCCCCCACCGAGCUCCGGUGACACAGUACCAUGUAGAGACAAGCUAUCCCCAGUCCUAUCCACUGACCCAGCGCAAGGUAUUACAAGACCUUGGUUCUGGCCAAUAUUUUCUUGUAGAUGCACCUAUUGAGGUGAAAACGAAGACUUUC